Molecule: messenger RNA, 5948 nt
Organism: Porites lobata
Lineage: Eukaryota; Metazoa; Cnidaria; Anthozoa; Scleractinia; Poritidae
Source: the annotation of a GenBank genome assembly
AUGGAGGAAGCUGAAGAAGGAAACAGACUUGUGAAAAGGGCACAUGUUUCCACCGGUUCAACGCCGUCGAAGGAAAAGAAAAGAGCGAAGAGGUCACAUUCGACGGCAAUCAGAAAAACACUGUUUCAAAGAAGUGAAUCAUCGAAUGGGCCAAGUCCAAACAGGAAGGUUAGUACAUACUCCUGAUACUAGCCCUUUUCCAGCCAGUUGCAAUUUUGAAUUCCACCUCACUACUAGAUUUAUAAGACCUCUAUUUUUUGUUAGUGACAUUCUUUCUCCUUCAUCUUGAAUAUUCUACAUUGGUUAUUUAAUAGGACGGAUAGAAAAGAUCAGAAUUUUUUUUUUGAAAUCUAGGUAUCCAAUCAGAUCUCAAAGCCAAAACGUCAUGUAGUCAGUCCUUUGCGAAAGUCACCUGUGAAAAAACACAAGUGGACUUUUCAAGAGGAGAGAGCACUAGUUGAGUUUGUUGGUCUGUCAAGAAUGGACCCCAACUACAGUGACACAUCAACAGAGUGGCCAGGUUUUAGAGAAAGCCAUUCCUUUUGGGGUGAAGCAGCAAGACACAUCCAGGAAAGCACCUCCGCCAACUUUCUUCUCUCAAGUAUGUUUGAAAUUGUCCUAUCUACCACAACUAUUAUUAUUAUUGUUUGCAAUUAUUUAUUAUUAUUGUUAGUCAAUGAGUAACUUAAGCAAAGAGUGGUUGCAUGGAUCAAGUACAUGUACAUUUAAGAAUGUGCGGGGUUGUUUGUAAAGGGAUGCACUACCCCAGAUCAACAACUCACAGCCAUUGUAUUUUACCUUUAUUGUGAUUACUGUGUAACUGAAUCUUCACCGAUAUUGAACAAGCAAGAAAAAAUAAGUGUGAAGAAAAUUCCCAGACAGUUUCAUUUUUUUGUAAUUGAAAUUAUGCACAUUUUUAGCUGUAGUGUGGUACAUAUGCUUAGGUAGUGUAUUUUUGAAUGUUUACUUUUCACAGACAACAGAGUUAGAGGACGAGUGUGUACGUAUCUCAAAGGGAGGUUUAGAUCUUUAGAGGCAGCUGAGGAAACAUAUAACUUAACACUCAGUGAUGCCCUAGCUGAGUUAACAGUGGGUCAUCCUAAACAAAGAAUGCAGAAUGCAAAGAAUGCAGUGCAAUUGCAACAGCAGUCAGCGACAAACCCACAGCAGAAUCCACCAGCCGUUGCCUGCCAGUGCUCCUUGCUGUCUAUCAAAUUGUCCGAAAUUUUGCAAGACCUUCCCUCCUUAGAUGCCGUAAAACUGGAGAAAAUUGCAGAUGCCUCUUUCCUUGAGCUUGCAUUGAGAGCUGGUAUAGACACAAACCCAGGAAACUUUGCUUCAUUAUCAGUAAAAGCAAUGAAGUUACUGCAGUCUCAAGGAAAGACUAAUCUUGUGUACAGAUUUCCUUAUGUAAUUGCCACAGCACAUCCUGAAUCUGACGAGUCUUUAUUGCCUCUGAACCGAAUGCCCUUUGGUUUGAUUGAAUAUCAAAUUGACUUCUUCUCGUCCACAAAUAUCAGUCAGGUUAGUUUCACAACGCCAGUUGUGUUAAUCUGCAUUACUGUAAUCUUAUGUAUCUGAAAAAAAUAUAUUGAUUAACGAGAUGAAAUUCUCUUUGUGCAGGUUGGAAGCUUCUUUACAGCUUUAUUUGUGAUGACUUCAGUGGGGCUGUAAACUUGAAUCUGUGUUUUUGGGAUAAACAAAAUGAGCAUUAUAUAGCCCUUCCUAUCAUGAUUUAGCAUGUCAAUUUUAAUAUCAUCACAGGAAAAAAAUAACGUCUCAGAAUUUAAUUGGGUUUGUAUAGGUUUGCGAAUUAUUUUCUCUUUCACUGUCACAUAAUUUUUUUAUUGUUUGUUUGUAUUUUAGGUAAAGGUGCCCAACGAUUUUGCCAUGUGGCAUGAGACUAUGUGCUCAGAGUUUCCAUCACGAUUCAAUCGUCUUUUCCGGGGUCCCAUGUGGAGUGGCUUGCCAAAGCAGCAACAUGGCUUUCCAUUAACAGUUAGUAUUACCACAGCUACCUUAAGACUAACCUCUGCUUUUUAAUAGUUUGUUAUGUUCUCAUACCAUUUGAACAUUGCUCCAUACAUCUCCUGCUCCGCGUUUUUGGGUGCAUUAAAAAACUUUUGCUUAAGAUGAAAAAGAAAAUGAAGUUUACUAUUUAUGGACUGUUUUUGAAACCUAACAUCCUGACUAAAAACUCUUGGUAAAACUCUUCUUCUUGUUUGUGGCUCAUUUUGCCCUCUUGUGAUAAAAUUGGAUUGACUUUUGUUUGUGUAAUUUACAGGCCAGACCCAAUGUGGCAGCUCCAAGUACAAGAACUCUUCAAAAGCAUACAGCUUCUUCAUGUGACUUCACCGACAAACCAGAGCUUCAGGUACAGUUUUUGGCCCAAUGAUGUCAUUGUAGGUACUCAUAAUGCCUCUUUUUUAUAGAUUGUUUUAAUGAUUUUGGUUCUUAUUCAAGGUUGCAAGUAAAGGUACCUUAAUUUGAGGAAACACUAUUCAAAUAAUGGGACAACACAUGGAAUUCUCAUGGUUACUUACGUUAGGACAGUUGAAUGUAAAUGUCUGCUUUAUUUAUGUUUCCACCCAAUAUUGAGUAUUCUUAUUUAACCCUAUGAAUCUCCCUAAUUAUGAAUAAACACGAAAUUUUUUUCAAAGUAGAGAAAAAAGGGUAACUUUCACGCUGACAUUAUUGUAUUAAUGAUAGAUACAUGUACUUUUUCUACCUUAGCUUGAGGCAUUGAAGCAAUUGAAGGAAUCUAAUCCGACAGGCCGAUUCUGGAUCAAAGCUGAUGCAUUUGAUCUAAAACCUGCUCUUCAGGAGUCUGUCAAGGGUGUAUGGAAUGGUGACGUGGACAUGCUUGAUGGAAAGCUGAUGAAAUUACGUGAGGAAUAUGACAGGCGACGUAUUCUGUGUAAAGCAGAAAACCUCAGGAAAGAGAGAGUUUUCCUGGAGACAAGGCUGAGAGCACUGGUCACAGCAGUGGAGUCAGAUAUUACGUUUCUUACCCAUGGACUUACUGCAGCUGAACAGGAAUAUGAAAAGAAGUUCAAUGCUCCUAAUACCUCUGAAAAGCUGCUGAAGACGUUGUGCUGGGAACGUGUUGAAUUCAAUACAUUGUUACGACAAGCUCAGAGUUUUAUCGGAAGGUGUGCAGAAUGUUUUGAUCACUAACUACAUGUAAUGAGCUUCAAUAAUUUAUUUGUUACUUAUAGUAGUAUGUCCUAUUGUUGUAGGUAUGAGACAAUGAUCUCUUGUCUCGACCCCCAUGCUCCACGAGUGGAAGAUGUUCAGACAGCCCUGUGUAACAUAGAAAAGGAUUCCCUCACCUAUCUAAGAAAUCUGUUUGUAAAGAAACGCCAGCCGGGUGCUACUCAUGUGUUGUUGUUUUUACUGAGUGAUGAGAGAAGAAACAGGAAGCCCUAUACCAUGCCCAUCCAGUAUGUGCCAUAUAAAAGUAUCAGGGAUCAAUUUGCGAGAGAUCUGACAGUUAACAUCAAGACAGAGAUGAUGCGGCUUGGUUUAAAGCCUGUUGGUAGGUAUUUUUACGGAAAUACUUCCUCUUCACAAGACUUGUAUAACUCUAUUUUUUUAAAAUUAACCAUUAAAAAAGGUGCACAUUUCAUGAUAUUUUGUUCUCACAAAUGGCCAUUUUCCUUUUCAUUAUGUAAUCAAAGACAUCUUUCUUUACUUAAUCUAGGGGAAUAAUAAUUGUAAAUCAAACAGAUGAUGCCAAAAAAAUGGAGCAUUAUGUCUUUGCAUCCAGAUUAUUUACCAGUAUUUAUUUUUAUUUUGUAUAGGUACAGUAACAGAUGGUGAGUUCAACAGUUUGAGGACUCAAGGAUCUACAAGACCUCUUCAUUUGUGGCAGCUCAUACAUGAUGCCAAAGAGAGUGUCAGCCAUCAGAGAGAGCAAGUCUUGAAGGCCAUGCUGGUAAAAAUUGGAGGUUGGUUAACAGACUGAAUGCCACUACUGCCAUCUAAUCAUCAAUAGAAAGCCACUUAUUACGAGUGGGGUCAAGGAUGAUUAGAGUAAUCCUGUGGGAAGCUCUCUUUGUAGCGAGCAAGUGCUGAUUUCUUUUCUUCCCAAAAUUUCAUUUUCCUCAUUGAAUUAUUUAAUUACUGGUAUCAAACAAGCUACAUAUGUCAUCAAACGAGAACUUCUCAAGGUACAAAAAAAUGUUUGUGGGUACUUUUAAGAUGUCACAUAGUUUCUAGAGAUUCAAAGCUGACAGUUUCAAGCUUUUUAACAGGUUUUAGUGUGAAACUCCCAAAACCGUGAACAUCAGAAAUAUUUAUGGAAUUUUUUCGUGUUACGAGGAGAAAGCCAUCUUAAUCUGAUUGUGAUUGGUCACUACACAACAUUUCUGAAGUUUUUCAAGUGUUCACAGUUUUCUGACUCUGACAGUAAACCUUGUUCUUCAUUCCAGAACUACCAAAUGGGACUCCUGUUGUAGAAAAAAAAGACCAAGCCAUCCCUGGUGAAGUUAUCCAGGAACUUCAUCUUCUGCAGGCAAGAGAUGGACUGAGCUUUGAAGAUGCCAUCAGUACAGUAAGAAGAAAUUUAGUACCACCAGGACAUGAGCCCUUCCCUUUCAGAACAAAAGUAAGAACAGAAAGUCUCCUGGAUAAGUUGAGAACUAUAGUAGCCACAUUUCGUUACCGCAACAGAAUUGCAGAGCUGAAGAAGGAGGGUGCAGAUUUUAGUAUGCAUGUGUAUGUCCCUGAGGUGGAUCCGAUUACAGGUGACUUCUACCACGAACGUGAAGAUCAUGUACUAAAACGUAUUUGGAAGCACACAAGAGAAAAAGGUCCAGAGGGCUUUAAUCUGGAGGGAUUUGACAAAGCUGUGCUUGACCCCACAACUGGACUGACUCUUGCCGCACUGCGAGGUGAAAGGAAACAAUCAGUACCGGAUGCGGAACGCAUGCUUUCAUUUCUGGUGGCCAAAUUUCUGCAUGAAAAUGGUUAUGAAAGAGAAGGAAAGUAUGUGGAGAUAGUUGCAGGCUGGCAUGAGGCAGCAGAUGGUCGAGGUCUGACACAGUUGGAACGUUGCAAGAGAAACUAUGCAAUGCUGAACAUGAUCCUAGACGAGUGGAUGCCCUGGCAUGUAGAAAUUUAUGACUUCUCCACAAUAGACAUCAACAGGUAUUCAAUUAAAGUCAGGGAUUAAAAUGGGGAGGCCAAAAAUUAAGCGUGAUAGUAGGAAAAGGCUGACUACAUUUCCCUAGGGCUUGGGUUCAAAGAGACCUUUGCGUCAUACUUCCUGUAUUUCGGAUUAGGUCAAGUCUAAGGCCUCACUUUCCUUCUCACAUUUUUUCCUGGAUCUGCUACUCAAGGUACAUAAUUUGUAACUUAUUGUAUUUAGAAAAGCCUUUAACUUUUGGCUUUGUCUGUUGUUUAUUUUUAUAGGCCCGUCAAGGAGCUCUGCGGUUUCUCACGUGAGACAGUUAUCGCAGUGACCUCCAAUAUUGAAAGCAUGGAGUUUAGGAGAUGCCAAAAUGGUGAAGUUGGUUAUGCAGAACACCCCAGGGCUGGUACAACUGAUGAUGUGGAGGCUAUUAUUGCCUUUUUUCAUAGGAUUACUGGAAUCGUUUUCACUUUGAAACAGUUCAAAGCUACCUGGAGACAAGUCGUCAGGUUGGUUGUGUUAGCUUUAUCUGCUAAUUAUUAAUUAUGAUUAAUUUUAAUUCACUAAUAAUAUUGAAUUAUGUUAUUUUCCUCUACUUUAAAUACGCAGAAUUACAUCAUGAGGCCGUAGGGAAUACAUGAUUGUACUAAAAGUGAUUGCAGUGGGAUUGACUUCUGUGCAGUUCUGAUAAAUUGAUUUGUGGUCAUGUACUUAUUAAUUGGUUGUUUUCCGGUGUUUAUAUUUUCUUAGAGAAUUCAGCAAGCGUAUGACACCUGACCUGCCUUUCUACUACUGGACUGUGAAUGAGAGAUAA